Molecule: messenger RNA, 867 nt
Organism: Rhizophagus irregularis DAOM 181602=DAOM 197198
Lineage: Eukaryota; Fungi; Glomeromycota; Glomeromycetes; Glomerales; Glomeraceae
Source: RefSeq, a predicted model, not a curated record
AUGAAACCAUUAGAACUCAUUCCUGAUAUUAGAACUAGAUGUAAUUCCACUUUCUAUAUGAUAGAAAGAGCAUUUUGUUUACGUGAGCCAUUAUAUAAUUUGGCUGCAGCAGAUAAAGAACUUUCUCUAUAUUUAUUAAAUAGUAUAGAAUGGAAUAAACUAAAAAAAAGACAAAGUUUAUUAGAAUGUUUUCAAAAAGCAACAAUUGAAAUUAGUUCUGAAAAAUCUCCUACACUUGGUCAAACAGUACCUAUUUACAAUUAUUUAAUAGAUAAUAUUGAAGAUUUUCUUGAAGAAGCCACAAGAUCAGAUGAUAUUAUAAAUGCUGCUAAUAAUGCCAAAAAUAAAUUGCAACAAUAUUAUCCAAGCUCAGACGGACUUGUCUAUGUGAUUGCUACUAUAAUAGAUCUACGGCAUAAACUUCAGUACUAUAUAGAUAACGAAUUUGAAGUUGGGUAUAUAGAUACAUAUAAAAAACAAAUUAAAGAAUUAUGGUUAACUGAAUAUAAACCAAAAAAUAAUGAAAAUGAUAAUCAAAAUAAUAAUAAUCAAAGUUCUCUUGCAGCUUAUAUGUUUAAAAAGCGAAAAACAUCUUUUACUAAUGAAUUAGAAGCAUACCUUAGUGAACCACCAGAAAAUUUUAAUAUGGAUGUUUUAGCAUUUUGGAAGGUUCACGAAAAUAAAUUUCCAAAUUUAUUCAAAAUGGCCCGGGAUUUUUUAGCAAUUCCUGGAACAAGUGUACCAGUUGAGAGAGUAUUCUCUGGUGUAAUGGAUUUGAUAACUCAAAGAAGAUGUAGUUUAAAUCCGGAAAUGAUUAGAAAAUUGAUGUACUUAAAAGCAUGGUUAAAAUAUAAAAAUACGAAUUAA